Molecule: messenger RNA, 7235 nt
Organism: Porites evermanni
Lineage: Eukaryota; Metazoa; Cnidaria; Anthozoa; Scleractinia; Poritidae
Source: the annotation of a GenBank genome assembly
AUGGCUUCGAAAGUAUCUUGUUCUCGCUUGGACCGCUUGGUGUGUGACGGGUGAUACCGUGAGAACAUUUUGAAUGCAAAAACGGCAAUUCAAAAGAGAAAUUUAGUCGGCAAAAUAACUAAAAUGGUCCGUCGCAUCAGCAAGUGAGUUAAAUGAUAAUUAAUAAAAUUAUGAUUUUGGAGCAGUCAGUCGCUCCCUUCUCUAUAUUCUUUAUAUAUUUCCUUCCUCGCUCUAAAGUACGCUGAGCGACUUGGCCGAGUCCACAAAAAAUAAAAUACAUCUGGCUGUAUAACAUUCAAUUACGCUUUCCCUUUGCAGAGCGUUAGAGAUAACGGUGAAAAGCCCGGGGGGGACUCCGCAUAUGAAAGGGGUUGGGAUGCUUGUCGGAAAUUUUUUCAUUAGACACCUAUAGGAGACAAAUCCGGGCGUAGCCUGCGUAGCAUGGCGGUUUUGUCGAGCCGUUCGCACGAGCGGCGAAGCCGCAAGUAAAAUAAAAACCGCCCCUAUCUCCUCGCGGUUUCUCUACCCUCGCCAGCCUUUAUUACUUAGCGCGCCCAACCAAAACCGCCAUGCUACGCAGGCUAAUCCGGGCGUGGCCCAAGCUUUUUUUGACCCCUAAAAGAGACCAUGUUAAGACACAGACAAUCACCCUAAGUGAGACCAAAAUCCGAAAUUGACACCCCUAAGCGAGACGACGAGCAUCCCCACCCCUUUCAUAUGCGGAGUCACCCCCGCCCCCCCUCCCGGGGUGAAAAGUAAUUCUCCUGCCUUCCCAAUAGCCUUCAAAAGGGAAGCAACAACAUUUCUAGGAGAACAAAGGGAAGAUAAAUCCUCUUACAGUCGUAGUCAAGGAGAGUCAAGCCGCUCAUCGAACUGUUAUGACCCACGAAAUGAAAUUUAAGCCGUUUAUUAUUUACUUUUUCCAAAUUUUAAAAAAAAUUCUUGUUUAUUCUAGGCUUUUUCCGUAUUCUAACAACUGCGUUUGCGUUUCCAACCUCAGCGUACUCAUCAAUAGCGUUUUGGGGUUUUGGGGUAUUUGGAAAGCCGUAGAUAAGAAUGACCUCAACCAGGUUGGCGUCCAGCGGUUUUAGUGAAAAACAUGGUUUAGGUUGGGGUUCUCAGUCUCGCGGGCUCAUAAAACCUGGUGUCUCGGUCAUUGUUAUUUUAGCUGUUCCGCCAUAUUAAAUUCAAUACGCAAGCGCAUUUGUUUCAUGUAAAGGUCACCGAAACCUAAUGACCUACUUUAUGGGAAACGAGUUUCUAGUUGGCAGAUAUAGGUUGAAACAAUUUUAGAUUUUCUUGAAUAGUUAAUUUGAUUAGAUAAAACCAAACAGAAUUUUUGCUAUAUUGAAUAUGUGGGGUGGUUCAAGAAGCAUCUGCCUUUGAAUUGGCCACCACAUCAAAAACGGUCAAUUUAUCUUGAAUGUAUAAAUCAUUGAUUAAACUCAAUUGAUGAACUUCAUGCAUUGGGACCUUAAAUAGGGUACCAACAUUGGGCUGAUUUAUGGGUUGGGGGAAACAGUUGUUGCAACAUUCCGUGCAGAAAUAUAUACGCGCGCGAUUGACUGAGUGAGUGGCUCGCGUCGUAAGAGAAUGGCGGCGACGUUUUGUUCAGUGGUUAAAAAAUUAAAUUACGCGCAAUGUUUCGUAAGAAAGAAAUGCAAUGAAAAUUUUUGCGCCUAAUGUUUUUGCUGCAAGGUAAUCGUACAAUGAAAACUGUUAAGUAUGUUAAGCACAGUGUUGCAAAAGGUGGGAAAUCGAUUAUUUGUUGCGCACAAUAUUGCAGAAGGUAGAGACUCUUUACAACUUGCUGCGUAAAAUGUUGCUGUGAAGAGGUAGCGACUCGAUAAAAAUGGUGUAUUACAAUGAACAGAGGGUAAAUAGACGAUGAAAUUUUGUGUACAAUGUUGCUGAAGGCUGAGACUCCAUGAAGUUUACUGCUCAAGGUAGACACAGAAGGUAGUCACACGAUUUAAUUUGCUGUGCGCAAGUUGCAAAAGGAAGAAACAUGCAGAAAUUUGUUGCGCACAAUGUUGCAGAAAGUAGAUACACGGUGAAAUUUGUUGUUGUUGCUGCGCAUAAUGUUUCAAAGAGGAGACACCAUAUUUAAUUUGUUGCGCACAAUGUUGCAGAAGAUAGAGACUCAAUGAAAUUUACUACUCAAAAUGUUGCAGAAAAAAUUGGUUGCGCAAAAUGCUGGAGAAGAUAGACACUGAAUGAAAUUUGCUCUGCAAAAUGUUGCAGAAGGGAGGCAGUUGGUAUCAUCUGCUGCGCACAACGUUGCAAUUGGAAGAAACUUGAUGAAAUUUGUUGCGCACAAUGUUGAAGAAAGUAGAUACUAGGUGAAAUUUGUUGUGCACAAUGUUGCAGAAACUGGACUCACGAUUAAAUUUGUUGAGCAAAUUAAUGCAAAAGAUAGGUUUACUGCGCACAAUGUUUCAAAACGUAGGCACCCUAUUAAUUGUUAAAUUUUUUGUGCACCAUGUUUGCAGAAGGUCGAAGUACGAUACAAUUAGCUUCGCACAAUUUCGCAGAAAGUACAUUGGAACCUCUCCUAUUCAGUGACACCUCUAUUCAGGGAACACCUCCAUUCAGGGCACACAAAAUUUGGUCCUGAAAAAACCCUCACAUGUUACCUCUAUUGAAGGGGCACUUCUAUUCAGAGGAAAGAGACACUUUUUCUGAGUUCUGAAACCCGGGUUCAACCUCCAUUCAGGGGACACGUGCACCUAAACACUCAAAAAGUUAGUGACCACAAAAACAAUUGAUAAGUUUUGAAUGUUCUCUAGUAAAAAUGGCGACAGCUUUCAUCGUCUAGAAAUUUUAUUAAAAAAACUAUUUCACUUAAAGUCGGUUUACUGCACUUGUGGAAAAUCAACACACAACUUCGCAGAGAUAAGUCAAUCAUGAGUUUUUAUACAUUAUCUAGCUGCUUGAAAUAAUAACUGCUGCAGAUUUCGAGGAAGAAUGAAAGAAAAAUAGUAUAUUUGUUUAGUUAAUUAUUAACAUUCCCCAGACCAACCUCAUUUCAGUGGUCACGUUUUUUCAGGGGAAACUUACCUUGGUCCCGAAGUUCUACUGUAGACACACGAUGAAUAAAUUUGCUGAGCACAUUAUAGCGUAAGGUACCUACUUCUACUACUGUGGUAAGUAAACAUUCGCAUAUCGCUUUCGCAAGUGGAUUUAGAACAUCAGGCUGAAAGUGGACCAAUAAAGCACUAUGUCAGUAUCCGCCAGGAUAUUUAGCUUGUUUACUGUGUUGUUUGCUUAUGUCGUUGUUUUUUUGUUGUUGCUUUGUUGUUAGGGAUUUUUGUGGCCUGUUCCAGGCUCUGAGAUAGUUAAAAAUUGAAAAUAAAACAGCAGUAAACUGGGAAGAGGAAAUUUAAUCGAGUCUCUAUCGUCUCUAUAUCGUGUAUCUACAACUUUCUGCAACAUUCUGAGAAACAAGAAAACUAUAUAAAAACAUCAGGUUGCGGUCAUGGUCGCAGCCUUUUAUAGGGGGUGGUCUUUUAUACGAGAGCUUCUUGUUAUUACUAAUAGGACUUGAGAAAAUUUUGGUGUUUUGGAUAUAGGUUGUCGCACAUGGAGUUUCGACUGUAUUAGAAAGGGAAGAGAAUGAAUGUAAGGGAGCGGUUCUCGCACGCCCGAAGUCCCCUUGCCCUUCCCCUUCCCGAACGCCUCUCACUGUGGGAAUAGCUCUGGGACAAUUAGCCUGUGCACGUUUCUGAGGUGAGGGGUCUGUAAUCAGUCUAUAGGACGAUGUUACCUAACAACGCCUGUUGCACUGACCAUGGUGAAGGCAAAAUGCAAUUGUGAGACCCCGUGCAAUCUGCUGCAGUCAUUAUUUCAAGUUUCUAGAUAAUGCAUAAAAAGCAUGAUAUAAUUAUCUCUGCAAUGUUGUGUGGUGAAUUCCCACAAGUUUAGUACAUUGAUGUAACUGCAUAUGAGUGAGAUAGUUCAUGUUUUAAAAGCUGUAGCCAUUUUGACCAGUGAACAAUGAAACCUAUCAACCUUUUUGCUGUGAUCAGACACUUUUUGAGUGCUAAAGCACACUGUACAUCAGAAAGAUCUGUUUUAGCCCUAAAAGUGGGGCCGUUUCGGUGAGUAACUGAUACAGUCCUAUUUUCGAGUCUAAUUUUGGCUCCCUUAAAUCAGGGCCAAUACAGUCUAAUAAGCUAGGGCUGAUUUGGUCCUAAGGGCUGAAAUGGGCCCUGGCGUGGGCUAGAAUAGCCUUUUGAUUGAGAUUUUUUGGCCUAAAUUGUGAUUUAGGUAAGACAAAAUCUGCAUUUCUUAGGUAAUAUCUCUUGCUAUUAGUAUUCUCCUCGUUGAUAUUAAAUAUAUCCGCAAUUUGGUUCACUGUCAAUUUUUUUUACUUUAAACAUCAAAAUGAGUAUAUCCUGAAACGUCCUAUUUUGUAAAGUAGUUAACUUAGCUCUUUUCAGCAAGGUGUCAUAACUUUCGGUAGUAGUAUUAUACACUAAUCUUAAGGCUCUUUCUUGUAGACGCUCCAAUUUACGACUAUAAGAUGCCGUGCAAAAAUGCCACACUCGUUGGCAAUAGGUAAGGUGUAGCAUAAUAGCUGAUUUGUACAAAAGUAACUUGGCAUUUACUGGGAUAAGAUUUUUAAGCCUUCUUAAUAUUCCGAUCAUCCCGCCAACUUUGUACUUUGUGUAUGAAUGAUGUCAACGUCAGUUUGGAGUAUGGAGAUGAGUAUUAACCAAUUUCCCUUUCGUAAACGGUGGUUGCCAUUGCACUAUUGGUAACCAAGCCUUUAGUCACGAGGUAAAUGUAACAUAAUCCCUGCAUUAAGUUUCGGUAGCGCGAAAAAUACGUUUCUGAUCUGAAUAGUCUUAGAAAGAACAACAUUCCCAACUUCAUUGAGAGUGACUGAAGAGCCUUCCACAUGAAGACUUUUGAGUAACUGAACGCGUACUGUUAACAAGUGUAAAAUCGGGAAUCCGUUGUUGUUCCCGUUGAGAUCUCAGCGGCCCAAGUGGCCCAUACAUAUUUCUAUGAAUAUGCUGUGGUUCAAUUUUAUCAGCAGUUUAAAUUUUUGUGGCUUGGCUCCCAUUGCACAUAACAGGAGGAGUUGCGAACAAAUAAAGAAAAGGCCAAAACUCGUUUAUUGACAGGUCAGUUUACAUCACAUGCCGUUAUAAUUCUGAAUCCCGAGAUAACAAUCUGUGUGACAAAAGUAUACCUUGUAACUAAUCUUUAAACCUAGUACGUAAAAAAAAAACGGGAAAAAUAUCCCGUAAAAGGCUUCUUAAGCUGCUCUUACCGUUUAGGCCAUUACAGUGGACAGCAAGCAUCCGAUGUGCUAGAAUUUCUGUGAUUACGUACUGCACCGCUAGAUUGAGACGGAAUGAACAAAACAAACUGCAGAGAAAAAGGGUGCGGGAGUACAGCCUUGCUAAACAAACCGCUGACUGCACAGCGCUGCAGUGACAUAUUUUCCAUUGUUUCAAAGCCUAUCAUUAAACAAAGGAUAAUAAAAGAAGGAUAAAGUUACAACCUCGUUCCCAGGUUCUCUCUCCUACCCGUCUCUUCGUAGGGACGGGUAGGAGAGAACCCUGGGAACGAGCUUGGAUAAAAUUAAACCACUACAUACUCUAGCUCUAUAUACUAUAUACCAGAAACCCCUUAUGAGUUUCUGUAUAUACUAUAUAGAGGAUAUUACACGGUGGCGCGAAGAUAUAUAUAAAUUUUAUUUUCGAGUGGCAAAACAACAUUUUACGAAAGAGCGCAGCGAGUGAGUAUAAUAUUGUUUUUGCAACGAGAAAAUAAAAUUCAUAUCUUCAAGCCACCGUGUAAUGUUUUUUCAGUAUUAUAUAGACAAAAAGACAUAAAUAAAAUAAUAGAUUUUUAUUCGCCAAAAAAGUAACUGUGACGGCUCUGAUUUACAGGACAGCAAUAUAAGACAUUGGUUACGAUAAUCUUGAGAAAUAAUACUUAGCUGAAUAGGGCUCUACAAUGACAAAAUAUUAGCAAAACUUUGAAAAAUGUGUAAAAGACGCAAGACGCCUACAAAUUUCGAAGGAAAAUUACCGAAAUUACGUUAUCGAUAAACUCACGUGUGAGAUUAUGGAAAAUAAACCACUCGGGUCCCGGAUGUAGUUUUUAUGAAUUUUACGAGUGGUAUAUUUUCCAGUAAAACUCUCGUGUCUAUAUAAUAAAUAUUAGUAAAAUCCAACUAGUCGUCUAUUAUCAAUGCUACGUUAUGAUUGGACUGUUUGCAAAUUAUUUUUCUCCAAAAAUACUUAGCCUUUCCGUCAAUGUGCUCUAAAGUUAACUGAUUUGUGGAAUAUAAGUUUACAAUUUUUUGAUUUAAAUUAUAAAUUCGAGUUAGAAAGAGCUUCGCUUUUAGCCCUGGCUAAAUCUAUAGAGAUUUAUCCGCUAGAUAGCGCUAUCCACCUUUUGAUCUGAAAUUUUGCUGCCAUGACAACGUCACUGAACGACUUCUCCUGUCUACCCUACCCUGUUACGUACCCCAUCUAGUUUCUGUCGCUGACCAGACCGAUCGCAGUUUAAACGCAUGCGCCCUCGUUAAUGUCAGAGGGGUACUGCCUAAUUUCAUACCGCGCGGGGGCCUGGCACUACCGGAUUUUCCCGGACUUUUUAAAAAGUCCAGUUUCAAAAUGGCGGAUAGUCGGAGAAAACUCGAACGAAAGCAAUCUUUUUCGAAGAAGUAUUGAUCAAUAUUCCCUCGCAGAAUCUGUCUAAACUUAGUAAGAAAAGGAUGCAGUAUUUCUGCCAUGCCCUGAAGCUAAACUUAAGGAGCCAACACUCAGCAAGUGCAAGCAAUUGGUCGAUGAACAGGUCGCUCGGACCAAAAUAAGUUUUCUACAGCAAAGGACCCUCUGUUUGAUUCUACCCGCAUAUGAGAAGUAGAGGAUCAUUGCAGGAAAGAACACAGAUGUGAUUGUGCACGUACCGAUCGUAGCCUAAGUAUGCUGGAGCAAAACUUCAAAGGCCAGUACAGAAGGGCUUACCAGGAUUAUUCCCGUCGUGGAAAAGAGUAAUGUCUGUGAAAGGUACUGAGUGUAGUGAACUUUGUGGCCUUUUUGGUAUGUUUAACCUAGUGUUGUUCACAUGAAGGGAGAUAAGGGACUAGUCUAUACUCAGUGCAUGCUAGCCAAAAGGUAGAUGUACGUGACAUUCUUGGUUGUGAUUACAAGCUGAUUGCCCAAAUUACAGGAACUGUAAUGUUACCGGACGAGAAAUGCCUCUCAAGU